AUGACUGUCACCUACACAGCCAGAGUUGCAAACGCCCGUUUCUGUGGCUUCUCCAAGCUGCUCCUGGCCUGGAAAGGCAGCAUCUACAAGGUGUUGUAUAAAGAGUUCCUGGCUUUCUUCGCCAUGUAUACCGCCAUCAGCAUCACUUACAGAUUUUUCCUGUACGAUGAUCAGAAGAGGUAUUUUGAAAAGCUGGCAAUUUAUUGCAAUCACUACGCCAGCCUCAUCCCGAUGUCCUUUGUUCUGGGUUUCUAUGUGACCCUGGUGGUGAACCGCUGGUGGAGCCAGUACACCAGCAUCCCGCUCCCCGACAGGCUCAUGUGCGUCCUGUCGGGGGGCCUCCAGGGGAGCGAUGAGCGAGGCCGUCUGCUGAGACGGACCAUGAUGCGUUACGCCAGCCUGUCGGCCCUGCUCAUCCUCCGCUCUGUCAGCACGGCCGUCUUCAAACGGUUCCCCACCGUUGACCACGUGGUGGAGGCUGGAUUCAUGUCAAGAGAGGAACGAAAGAAGUUCGAGGGUCUCCACUCUCCUUACAACAAAUACUGGAUCCCGUGUGUUUGGUUCACCAACCUAGCGGCCGUGGCGCGCUGCGAGGGACGCAUCAAAGACGACCACACACUCAAGCUCCUGCUGGAGGAGCUGAAUGCGUUCAGGGGAAAGUGCAGCAUGCUGUUUCAUUACGACAUGAUCAGCGUUCCUCUCGUCUACACUCAGGUGGUGACUUUGGCAGUGUACAGUUUUUUCCUGGUGUGUCUGAUUGGUCGCCAGUUCCUGGACCCCAGUCAAGGCUAUCCGGGUCACGACCUGGACCUGUACGUGCCCAUCUUCACCCUGCUGCAGUUCUUCUUUUAUGCUGGGUGGCUCAAGGUUGCAGAGCAGCUGAUCAACCCUUUUGGAGAAGAUGAUGAUGACUUUGAGACCAACUGGCUGAUAGACAGAAAUUUCCAGGUGUCCAUGAUGGCGGUGGAUGAGAUGUAUGGAGAUCUGCCGAUGAUGGAAAGAGAUCGUUACUGGAAUGACUCCAACCCCAGACCCCCCUACACCGCCGCCACGCAGUUUGUCCUCCGCAAACCCUCCUUCCAGGGCUCCACCUUUGAUAUGGCGAUCCCCAAAGAGGAGAUGCACUUCCAGCCUCUUGCGGACAUCGCUGAGAACCUGGAGGAGCCAGGCAGCCGUCACCCCAACAUGGCGCUCUUCAACCGCCUGCUCAAUGCCGCCCCGUCCCCCACCGGCUUCAUGGGAGGAGCUCUCCGCCGCACCUCAGCGCAGCUCCACAGGUUGCGCCACUCCCCCAGCAUCGACCAGUGCACCAGCGACGACGACGAUGACGAGAGCGGUAAAAUAGGUAAAGGAGGGUCUCUGCCGUCGGGGCUGGGACAGGACACCCAGAGCACCGUGUGCAGCUUCAGGGAGGACAAGAGCUCCAAUACGCCUCUGCUGGAGAUUCAGUUUGGGGCGGAGCAGGAGAGGCGAGGAGGAGGAGGAGGAGGAGGAGGAGGAGGAGGAGGAGGAGGAGGAGGAGGAGGAGGAGGAGGCAAUGAGAAGAAGGAGGUGGAGUGGAAGGGCGAUGAUGAGUGGCAGAUCAGGGAGGAAGGAUGGACUGAAGAGAGGAAGGAGACCCAAGCUCCUGUGUCUCUGCUUCCUCCUCCUCCUCCUCCUCAGUCCUCAAGAGACUCAUUUAUUCAGUCAGCCUCCGCCGUUCCCUUCACCUCCCAUCACCCCUCUGCCUUCCAGUUCCACCCGGCUGCCCACUCCAGUCUGGAGCACUGCAGCUCCCAGCCGGCCAUCAACCAGAACAGAGCUGUGCCUGCCAUCCCCAAACCUCCCUUUGGAGGGAACAAAAUGUCUCUCCUCACUGUGCCGUCUUACAACGAACCUCAGCGUUUCCGCAGCGUGAGCAUGGGAUCAGAGCUGACCGGCUCUUAG
Molecule: messenger RNA, 1926 nt
Organism: Centropristis striata (black sea bass)
Lineage: Eukaryota; Metazoa; Chordata; Actinopteri; Perciformes; Serranidae
Product: bestrophin-2-like
Exons: 9
Coding region: 1-1926 (641 amino acids)
Molecular function (GO): chloride channel activity
Source: RefSeq, a predicted model, not a curated record